This is a messenger RNA of Branchiostoma belcheri (Belcher's lancelet), 4130 nucleotides long. Its product is annotated as malignant fibrous histiocytoma-amplified sequence 1 homolog. Gene Ontology annotation, biological process: signal transduction. The annotation marks the transcript as partial. The transcript has 3 exons. Lineage: Eukaryota; Metazoa; Chordata; Leptocardii; Amphioxiformes; Branchiostomatidae. Gene Ontology annotation, molecular function: protein binding. The record is from RefSeq and is a predicted model, not a curated record. Gene Ontology annotation, cellular component: plasma membrane.
CCAGCCAAGUCAACAAUCAGUUCUAAAGAACAAUACACCCCAUGCCCUAGUUGUAUCGAAAAAGGUUGUACUGAAAACCAUGGGUCAACAUUCCUUUUCGACCGAGAACAGUACAGUGCAUAUAAACAAGCAAAGAAAAUAGUGUUCAGACAGAACCGUGGCAAACAUCCUUCUCUAACGAUCUUUGAGGAGAUUGGUCAAUUCACGCAACUGGAAGAAGUAAAAAUAGAUGGCAUAAACCUGGAUGAUGCGAGUUUGUCAAAUUUAUUCCGGUGCACUUCCAUUCGGUCUCUCACGUUGUCAAAUUGCAGGUUAGAGUCUAUUCCUACUUCUCUGGCAAGGCUGAAAGACCUCGAAACCCUUGACCUAAGUCAUAACAAUCUGACUACAAUGCCAACAGGGCUUUUUCGCUCAAUGCCUCGUCUAAAGAGACUCAAUCUAAGCCAUAACAAAAUACCAGCCUUUGGGGAUGUUGCGGGGGCAGAGGCUCUGAAAACAUUUGACGUGUCAUUCAAUGAAAUCGAAGAGAUUCCAUAUGAAAUCCUUUACAUGGAAAGUUUGGAGAGUUUCUCUUGCAGACACAACAAGAUAACACGGUGGCUAGAGCGACCUGCUACAGAGGAGCAAACCAAGGCAGGUCCUUUUAAGUUGGCGCUUUUGAACCUGUCAACUAACUUGCUCGAAGAAGUUCCAAAGUGUUUAAAGGAACUAAAGAAUCUAAAGAGCCUCAAUGUGAGCCAUAACAAGAUACGGGUUAUUGGAGAUAUUGUGACAGAGCUUAGCAGUUUGCAACGUUUUGAUGUGUCUUUCAAUGACAUUGAAGAGAUUCCAUUCGCCAUUUGUCAAUUGGAAAACUUGGAAGCUUUUGAUUGCAGUAACAACAAAGUAGCAAAGUGGCUAGAGCCAUCAAAUGGACAAAAGCAAACGAAUUCAAGUCCUUUGAAAGUUCUGAACCUCUCAAAUAACGCUCUCCAAAACAUUCCCCGAUGUGUAGAGGAUCUAAAGGACCUCUCGGAGGUUGACCUCUCAUAUAAUAAGAUAGGAGACGUCGGUGACGAAAUGUUAAAAGAGCAACUAGAAGACCUUUUCCACAUGCCUUCAGUGUCUACAUUACUGCUUAGCAACAAUAAUAUCAAAACAUUACCAGAACUAGACAUGGCAAAGGUUUCGACAGAAUCAAAACUGGAGAAGAUUAAUUUCAGUAACAAUGAGAUUCGGGAGGUACCUGCAGCUCUACUGUUAAUGCCAACUUUGAAGGCAUUAUAUCUUCGCAGUAACAAAAUUGAAAAGCUUCCAGAUAUGAUAUACUUGGAUCGAAACAAACUGUCUGAAAAUUUAGGUGACAUUGAUCUGAGUAACAAUGAACUAGAUCAUCUGCCAUCGGUUCUUUGUUUUCUGCCUUCGUUGAGGAAGCUUGACCUGAAGCAAAACAAAAUCAGCUCAGUGAAUGAAAACGUCCAAAGUUGCCAAAGUCUUUCUUUUCUAGACGUGUCCCACAACAGGCUAACUCUGAUUCCGUCUGAUGUGAUUCGCCUUCCAAACCUUAGAGUGAUUUAUGCGUCAAACAACCAGAUCAGUUCUGUUAGCGCUCUCCGAAAGGACGAAUCAUCCAGAGUGGAAGUGGUCACUUUGGAAGAAAAUUGUCUCACAGAUUUCCCAGAAGCUCUCAUGCAAAUGAAAAGUAUAAAGAAGGUCAACAUAAGUAACAACAAUAUUAAAGAAAUCCCAGAGACUAUCAUGGAUAUGCCCAAAGAUGUCAUGGUGGAUCUAAAGCUGCAAGGCAACCCCAUCAUUGAUCCCCCCUUACAGGUCUGUCAAGCUGGCAUAGAGAACAUACGGGCAUUCUACGAAGACUUAAAAACAGCCAGCAGUAUCACGCAGUGUCUCAAAACGCUGUUAUUGGGAAAAUAUAACGCUGGGAAGACCAGCCUUGUUCGGGCGUUCCAAUCGAAUGAGUCUGAACCAACAAAACCCGAGGAAAGAACUCCUGGUAUAGAAAUAACAGAGCUACGUAUUUCAGAUAUGACAUUUUCAAUGUGGGACUUUGCUGGUCAGGAAAUAUACUACAUAACUCACCAAUUCUUCUUAAGCGCAAAGGCUCUCAUGCUCCUAGUUGUGAACUUGGAGAAAUACAAGUGUGAUUCUGCUGCUAGUUUUAGUUCUUCAUGUGGUGAAUGGAUGAAAAAUUUGAUAGCUAAAGUGGGAAACCCAGUUGUCAUUCCUGUUGUUACUCAUGUUGACAAACUAUCGCCUGAAGAGGUCAAACGUAGAUGUAAACAUUUGGCCGAGAAGCUUAAAAUCGACGAAGAUAUGCGUAUAGAUGAUCUGACGACUCAAUUAGAGGAAAUCGAGGGAAAACUGGCAGAUAUGGAAACUUCAGAAUCAAAGGAAGCUUUGAAAGACAGUAAGAAACAAACUGAAGUUCGUCUUAAGGAAAGGCCAACAAUACAUCCAGAACCUGUGCCUGUCAGCUCAGUCAAAUCACAUGAGGGCAUUCAGUAUUUAAAGCAAGUGAUCCUCAACUAUGCUGUAAAUAAAGAGUACUUUCCUGAGGUUGGUCGCCGCGUGCCAAAAACGUGGGCAGACGCUGAAGCUUGUGUGGAGAGAGAGGGGGAAGAGCUCAGCCUCCCCUACAUGACUUGGGAUGAGUUCACGGCUUUACUAAAACAGAAUGUACCCAAUCUGCAACCCGAGUCUCGAAUCCAAACUGUUGCACAAUAUCUACACGACACAGGCAAGAUUUUGUGGUAUUCAGACAUAGAGUCCUUGAAAAAUCAUGUGUUUCUAAAGCCAUCCCUGGUGGUAGACAUCUUCAAAAUGGUUAUCCGGGAUAAGUUUGAACAAGAAAUUAAUUACGAGUCUGAUAAUCGUUACAAAAAAGCCAAGAUAUCAUCAGAUGUGUUUCAGAAGAUGAAGACUGACCUAAUCAAGAAAGGAGUGCUCGAUACCAAAUUUCUGCGGUGUCUGUGGUCAGAAGUUAAAGAGAAAUGUGGACAGGAAACAUUCGAUGACAUUUUCAAUAUGCUGAUUGAACUGAUGCGACAGUUUGAUCUUUGUUAUGACCUUGACUGUGAGGAGGAUGUUAGUCACACCACACCAGAGAGACUUUUGUUACCUUGGUACCUAACAGAAGACAUGGGAAACAAGACCCAAUGGGAAUCAGGGGGAAGUCCCAUCAUUUCACUUCAGUACCAGUUCCCAUCUUUCAUCCCUCCUGGUCUGUUUGCUCGCCUGACUGUCAGAGCGCACCACCCAAACCAUAACCUGCACUUUGUUUCACAUUGGAAUACUGGUGCGUUAUGUAAGCACGAAAAGCACAAGAUAGUUGUGCUUCUAAAAUGUGAAGACACAGAAAGAAGGGCGGUAUCACUGAGUGUUAGACCAGAGAGCAAGGACCCACAUCGUUAUGUGGAAGAAGACCUCCUUGAUGAUCUAUGGGAGACGAUGGGAGACUUAAGUUGGGAGUUUGAAGAACUCCUGCAACAGUGGCCAGGUGUCCUGUAUAAGCGGGCUGCUGUCUGCCCCCGGCCCCAGUGUCAAAUGCCAUCAUUUCCUGGGGAAUGGGUACAUCUGAGGCACAGGGGACCCAAAGAAGUGAUAUGCAAAAGCUGUGAUGAAAGGGUGCCUUUUUUGCAUGUAACACCGCCAGAACUGGCGACAGAACUAUCCGACCAACAGCUUUUGCGCGUGGCCAAGAAGUUGGGGUCAGAGUGGGAAAGUCUCGCCAUCGACAUGGGUUUCACCAAGGCAAACAAGGACAAGUUCAAGGCUGACCAUCGCGACAACACGGACCAACAGAUCCUCGCGAUGCUAACAGCAUGGAGAGACCGGGAGGGGUGGGAGGCAACACGUGAGAACUUGAAACGUGUUCUGCGAGAGGCUGAAGUCGACUAUGACGUGGUAGAAACCGUAUCAGGUCUGGAGCGUAGUACUAGUAGUUGGAGAGGUCGUUCGACUUUGAGCAGAUCUGCAUCUUAUCAUCCGCAGCAGGAUUAAUGCACAAGAUAUCUGUUGACCAAACUCAUUUCUGUUCAUGGCCAGUAUAAAUAUGUAUAUAUGCAAGUCUAAGGAUUGCAGGAGCCCUUCAUUGACACUGAUAGGCAGCUGGCUUUAUAUGUAACGUUACCAGU